AAUUACAGCAGAGAGGUUGUGCUGCUCUAACUUCAGCUUUUAAUUCAAACCCUUCAAACCUGAUAGAGCUGGAUCUGAGUGGAAAUAAACUAGAAACUCAGGAAUGGAGAAGAUCUGUCAUCUGUUUAAAAAUACACAUGCAGAUUGGAGAGAUUGAAUGUAGGAAAACUGUUCAGCUCUCGCUACAGUCCGAGAUCAAACUCCAGUCUGAAGAGCUUGAUAUCAGCAACAAAAAUCUGCAGGAUUCAGGAGUGAAGAAACUCCAGAACGCAUUAGAAAAUACAAACUGCACACUGGAGAAACUCAGACUUUCAGACUGCAGUAUCACAGAAGAAGGUUAUAAAGCUCUGGCUUCAGCUCUGAGAUCAAACCCUUCACACCUGAUAGAGCUGGAUCUCACAGGAAAUGAUCCUGGACAAUCAGGAGUGAAGGAGCUCAAUGAUUUACUACAGGAUGAACACUGUUCAUUAAAGUCCAUCAAGUUUCUGAAGAGUACUGCUGCAAUGGAGGUGUGCGAGUAUCUUACUAAAGUUCUGGGUAAAAGUCCAUUAUUACUGACAGAACUGGAUCUGAGUGAAGUGAAAUUAGGAGAUCUGGAUGGAGAGAAACUCUCUGCUCUUUUUGAUGGACUCUCAUACUGUUCAGUUCUAGCUACUGAUCUCUCUCCAAACCAUCCUGAAAGAGCUGAACCUGAACAACAGCCGUCUGCUGACUCAAGAGUCAAAGAGAUCUGUGAGGGACUGAAGAAAUCAACGCUGAAGAUACUCAAGCUCAGUGAGUGUGAUCUAACAGAGGAAAGCUGUUCAGCUCUUGCUUCAGUUCUCAGUUCAGACUCCAGCUAUCUGAAGGAUCUUGACUUGAGUAAUAAUAAUCUCCAGGAUUCAGUAGUGAAGCUGUUCUCUGAUGGACUGAAAAAUAACUGUAAAACUGGAGAACUCAGACUUUCAGACUGCAAUAUUUGA
Ctenopharyngodon idella (grass carp) is the source of this 962-nucleotide messenger RNA. RefSeq names its product ribonuclease inhibitor-like. The annotation marks the transcript as partial. The record is from RefSeq and is a predicted model, not a curated record. The transcript is spliced from 8 exons. Lineage: Eukaryota; Metazoa; Chordata; Actinopteri; Cypriniformes; Xenocyprididae. Gene Ontology annotation, molecular function: protein binding.